AUGGUUCCUCUUAGUGUGGCACCUGGAAAUCAAGAUCUGGGUGGCAGAUUUGAGAAAGGGCGUAUCUACACGUUCAUUGGAGAAGUUGUCGUUUCUGUGAAUCCUUACAAGUCACUGAACAUCUAUGGGAGGGACACAAUCGAACAGUAUAGAGGUCGUGAGCUGUAUGAGAGACCCCCUCAUCUGUUUGCUAUUGCUGAUGCUGCUUACAAGGCUAUGAAGAGGCGCUCAAAAGACACCUGUAUUGUGAUAUCAGGAGAAAGUGGAGCUGGUAAAACGGAGGCCAGUAAGUACAUUAUGCAGUAUAUUGCAGCCAUCACCAACCCCAGCCAGAGAGCAGAAGUUGAAAGAGUGAAGAAUAUGUUGCUGAAGUCCAACUGUGUUUUGGAAGCUUUUGGAAAUGCUAAAACCAACCGUAAUGACAACUCAAGCAGGUUUGGAAAAUACAUGGAUAUCAACUUUGACUUCAAGGGAGACCCUAUUGGUGGACAUAUUAAUAACUACUUAUUAGAGAAGUCUCGAGUGAUUGUGCAACAGCCAGGAGAAAGAAGCUUUCAUUCUUUCUAUCAGCUCCUCCAAGGGGGUUCAGAGCAGACACUGCGCUCUUUACAUCUACAGAAAUCCCUUUCAUCCUACAACUAUAUCCAUGCCGGAGCUCAGCUAAAGUCUUCUAUCAAUGAUGCUGCAGAAUUCAAAGUAGUAGCUGAUGCCAUGAAAGUAAUUGGCUUCAAACCUGAGGAGAUUCAAACAGUGUAUAAAAUUUUGGCUGCUAUUCUUCACUUGGGAAAUUUAAAAUUUAUGGUGGACGGUGACACACCUCUUAUUGAGAAUGGCAAGGUUGUGUCUAUCAUAGCGGAAUUGCUUUCGACUAAGACAGACAUGGUUGAGAAAGCCCUUCUUUACCGGACUGUGGCUACAGGCCGAGACAUCAUUGACAAGCAGCACACGGAGCAAGAAGCCAGCUAUGGUAGAGAUGCCUUUGCCAAGGCAAUAUAUGAACGUCUUUUUUGUUGGAUCGUUACUCGCAUCAAUGACAUUAUCGAGGUCAAGAACUACGACACCACAAUCCAUGGGAAAAACACUGUUAUUGGUGUCUUGGAUAUUUAUGGCUUUGAAAUCUUUGACAACAACAGCUUUGAACAGUUCUGCAUCAAUUACUGCAACGAGAAACUGCAGCAGCUGUUUAUUCAGCUGGUUUUGAAGCAGGAGCAGGAGGAGUACCAGCGGGAGGGGAUCCCUUGGAAGCAUAUUGAUUAUUUCAACAACCAGAUCAUUGUGGACCUUGUGGAACAGCAGCACAAAGGCAUCAUUGCCAUCCUAGAUGAUGCUUGCAUGAAUGUUGGCAAAGUCACUGAUGGAAUGUUCCUAGAAGCCCUUAACAGUAAACUAGGCAAACAUGGUCAUUUUUCCAGCCGAAAGCUCUGUGCCUCAGACAAAAUCCUGGAGUUUGAUCGUGAUUUUCGGAUUCGGCACUACGCAGGGGAUGUGGUCUAUUCUGUCAUUGGUUUUAUUGACAAAAAUAAAGAUACAUUAUUUCAAGAUUUCAAGCGCCUCAUGUAUAACAGUUCAAAUCCUGUGCUGAAGAAUAUGUGGCCUGAAGGCAAACUGAGCAUUACAGAAGUGACCAAGCGACCUCUAACUGCUGCAACCUUAUUUAAGAAUUCUAUGAUUGCUUUAGUAGAUAACCUUGCAUCGAAGGAACCGUACUAUGUGCGUUGUAUCAAACCCAACGAGAAGAAAUCCCCCCAGAUAUUUGAUGAUGAGCGCUGCCAGCAUCAAGUAGAAUAUCUCGGACUACUAGAAAAUGUGAGAGUGCGUCGGGCAGGAUUUGCCUUCCGUCAGACCUAUGAGAAAUUUCUUCACAGGUACAAGAUGAUCUCUGAAUUCACCUGGCCCAACCAUGACCUUCCUUCAGACAAAGAGGCUGUCAAGAAACUGAUAGAACGCUGUGGUUUCCAAGAUGACAUAGCUUAUGGGAAGACCAAAAUUUUCAUCCGAACACCCCGAACAUUGUUUACUUUGGAAGAACUCCGUUCCCAGAUGCUUGUAAGGAUUGUUCUCUUCCUACAAAAG
This is a messenger RNA of Castor canadensis (American beaver), 2073 nucleotides long. The record is from RefSeq and is a predicted model, not a curated record. Lineage: Eukaryota; Metazoa; Chordata; Mammalia; Rodentia; Castoridae.